CUCAAGAUGGUUGGUAAUCGGUCAAUACUAGGCAGUCUUGCUUUGGGCUUGACUGCCUGUGUAUCCGCCAAACCUGUGGACUUCAAUUCGACAAUUCUUGGUGCUUAUACCAACCAUACGACCUCUACCGUCAUCAGCCAGAACGCUGGCUCGAGUGUCAAUUCCGUCAGCAUCGUUGCUGCCGUCGAGUUGGACGGCGUGUCCGGCAGCACUACUACUGUCGAUGUUGCUGGCGAUCCCUCGUUCGUCACUGUCGCUCAGCAGCCAGGUACCACUACUACACUGAUUCCUGAGACCAUUGCCGCUUCUUCUGUCGGCUUGCAGACUGUCGUCAUCACCGCGACAGUUCCUGCUUGUGCUCCUACCUCCACUGUGGCUGGCACAUCUUCUGUCAGCCCGAGCGUCAAUGGGCAAGCUCCUUUUGCGCUGGCGGCGUCAUCAACCCUGUCUGCAUCAUAUGGAGCAUCGACUCUUCUUCCAGCAGUUCAUUGGAACUAUCCCGUGGAUGAUAUUCACAAUUUGGCACCAUCCAACAGUUCAAACCUUUACUACUCUUCUGAUGGUGUUUCCGAUCCUUCUGUACAGCACCUCUAUGCUACUAUCUCGACCACAAUGAUUCUGUCGUCUGCUAACUUUGACGCUGAGCUCGACAACGCGAUCGGAUACCUGGACUUCAGCUCUGCAUCUGAUGAUGGGUCCAGCCUUGCAGACUUCCUGCCUGAUGCUACUGUAAACUCGACUGACCUUACCGAUGCUGAGGAUGGCGCACAGCUAUCUCAGCGCUCCGCCAUGCUUGAGAAGCGUUGGUGGAAUCCUUUCAGAGCGGUCGCAAAUGCCGUGGUAAGCGUGGCCAAGACUGUUGUGCAGGUCACCACUGCCCCUGUUCGUCUUGUCGCUACAGGUAUUCGCAACAUUCCCGUCGUCGGGGACUUCAUUGCGAAGCAGACUGAGCUCGAUCCUUCGAUCAGUGGAUCAAAGGAUUUCAACUUUGGCCCUGAUGCAACCGCUGACUCACCUUGGGGAAAGGCAGCAGAAAUUUACUCGAAGAGUAAGACCUCAGAGUCAGGUACUGCCAGCGCCGAUGCGACCAUCUACUGUGUUGACUGCGGUGUCAAAGGACAUGUUGCCAUGGCUGGACAGGCAAAGUUCAACAUCCUCGAUGGCCUCUAUGGACUUACUGCUAACCUCAACGCUAACCUCGAAGCUGGGGUGAACCUUGGUCUAGUUGCUCAUGCUCAGUAUUCGGAUGUCAAGACAAGGGCUCUCAUUCGCGCACCUCUUCCCGAAGUUGGUGUUGCUGUCAAGGGUGUCUUUUCUGCUGGCGUAUAUCUCAGCGUUGACGCCGUCAGCACUGUCGAUGUUUCAGCCGAAGGCCAAGCACUCGUUGGUGUUGUCAUGACCAUUCCCAACUUCCGAGCAACCCUCGAUCUGUUCAACGAAGACGGGGCGAGCAAAUCUGGAGUCACUGGGUUUAGUCCUACAUUCGAGAAGCGAUUCGAAGCUAGCGGCAAAGUCGCUGCUUCAGUCAAAUUGGCUCUGCCCAUUGCAAUCAACUGUGGCUUCGAAAUUCCCGCCAUCAGUUUGAAGAGAGCCAUUUCGCUCAUCGAACAGCCCAGUCUCUACGGUAACCUUACAGUAGCCGCAAGCACCGCCAACGUCGAACCAGCAAGCGACACUUGCAACAACGGCAUUGAGUAUUUUGCUAAUCUUCAAAACGAUGUCAACUUUGACUUCCUCGGGCUAAAGACUUUUACCUUGAACCAUUACGAUUCUCCUCCUCUCUUACAGGGCUGCAAAUCCUUCGGACCAAGCGCUUCAGCCACUUCUAACAACGCUUCUGCGACUACUGAUAAUGUCUCUGCUACCACGGACAAGUCUCCCGCGACCUCUGACAAUGCUUCGGCGACUACCGACGAUGUUUCUGCGACUACGGACAAUGCUUCUGCAACUACUGGAGACCUCUCGGUCACCACAGGAGAUGCUGCAGCCACCACAGGCGAUGCCUCUGCUACCAGUGGAGACGCGUUGAUAACUGGUGUGGCAUCGCCUACAGCUACUACUGAUGUUCCUAGCGGACAGCCAACAAUAACAGAUGACUCCCUCUCCAACCCGACAGAUGACGUCUCCACCACCCAGAAUGAACGUCGUCACUCUGUCAUCUUCCGUCGUGACAAUUCUACAAUGCCUGCAUCUGAUAACGACGAUGAAGUCAUUGCCAACGACACUGAAGAUACCUUUGAUGAUACCGACAACGCUGACGAGACGAAUGAUGUCGUCUCUGAUGACUCAACUACGGCCGAUGGCGCUGAGUUCGAGAACGAUACCGCUGAUGCACUUGCUCUCUCCGCCGACGAGCAAUCUGAAGAUGGUAUUACUUUCAAUACUCUUGUCGACAUUCAGAAGACUUUUCAGAUCGUCCCAGGCACCGAUGGAAAUCUCUAUACAAGCAGCUUGGCUUCUGGGUCUCCAAGUGACGCUGGACUCUUCGCAGAGUCGCAGAACAUCGUUGUUGGUGAUGAUGAGGAACGUAUCCUUCACUACUACCCCGAUGAAAUGGCCAUCUACAAUGUGAGUCGUAUCAGACUCAGCUUGGGUUCUGAGAUCCCCAAGACUGCUGACGCCAUCGCAUUGUCGCCGAUCGACUACGAUAAUUCCGACGACACCCCGUCUGCGUACUUUGCAGUCUCAACCAAGCAAGAUGUCUACAGUCUGGUCUUGUGCGACUUCAGCAACGGCGCUGAUAGCAAAGUCUUCAUUAUCAAUGAUGAGUCUGGCCUGGACUCUCUCCAGAACAACACUAACAUCAAGUAUACCGUCACUGGAGCACCCGUUCAGGCUUGUUACCCAUUGGCGAUCAUCUCUGGUGGAAAUGGCACUGUCUCGUCUUGA
Molecule: messenger RNA, 2889 nt
Organism: Aureobasidium musti
Lineage: Eukaryota; Fungi; Ascomycota; Dothideomycetes; Dothideales; Saccotheciaceae
Source: the annotation of a GenBank genome assembly